Molecule: messenger RNA, 5683 nt
Organism: Metopolophium dirhodum (rose-grain aphid)
Lineage: Eukaryota; Metazoa; Arthropoda; Insecta; Hemiptera; Aphididae
Exons: 12
Coding region: 272-5290 (1672 amino acids)
Molecular function (GO): protein binding
Source: RefSeq, a predicted model, not a curated record
UUUGCUUUCGUAGAUAAUAGCCGUGAACAUUAGAGAACUUCAAAUGUCCAUGGUAUUGGCAUUGAGUAUAUAUUACCAAAUUAUAUAUUUUACUCAAUGGUUAUAGGUAUGAGCGUGUGACGUACAUUUCUGACUUUCUGAGAACGAUCAGAAUCUGAAUAUCCAAAAAUAUUAUUCUUGUCUAUGAUUCACGGUCUUCUUCUGUUUAUUGUUGGUUGUUGCAAUAUUGUAUGAAACAAAAAUCACCACAUUUGCCAUUCACCUAUAAAAAAUGGAACCGUUUAUGCCAUCCGAAGUCGCUCGUUUAGUAUAUGGUUAUCUAAAAAACGAAAAAAAUGAAGACACUGCCGAAUGUUUUUUAAAAUCCUCUCCUUGUUUAACUGAAUGUUAUCAGAUGUUUAAGACUAAUAGAAACUUUAAUAUAAAAGUGAAUGGGUUCAAUUUACAUGAAAUCUUUGAAGUUUUUGGAACUAUGUGUAGCAUGAUUCAAGAACAAAUACCUGAGGCAUGUGAAUCAAAAACAUUAAUUGAGAAAUUACAGUAUUUACUAGAUUCAGACCAUACAUCAACCAAAGAAGAUAAAUCUAUUGAGACCAAAUUAAACAUGGUUGACAAAUGUGUUGGUAAUACAGUUCAUACAAAAAAUCAGGGUACACAUAUUUCAAUUAAUAUAGAAGCAAAUAAAAGUACAUCUGAAGAAUUAUUAGAAAUCCCAUUAUUCACUGAGAUAAAUUCUAAUAAUGUUUCCAAAACAAAAGAAAUUGACAUAUUUAAUAAGGAGACCACUAUAACCGAUGAGAAAAAUUCGGGUACAUUUUUAUCACCCUGUCUAUCUUCUAUGACACAACUAAUAAAUAAUAAUGCAAGAACAACAUUUUCCAAAAUUGAUGACAAAGAAUCUCCAAUAUUUCAAAUUAACAAGCAAAUGUGUAGCACUCCAGGAAAAAAAAAUGAUGAAACAAAAAUAAAUAUUGAGCCAAUGCUACAAUGUAGUCCAAAAAAUAUUCAUAAUUUAAUUUCUGUUGAUCAGACUGAACAUCAGCAAAUGCCUGAAGCUACAUCACUUGAUUCUAUGCCAGGAUUCUCUAAAGAGGAUAAGAUAAAAGAUGGUUCAGUUAUUAUUGAUACUGGUGAAUUAGUUGAUACAUUUUUGAAUGACCAAAGUUUGUUGGAAAAAAUUGCUGAUACUAUCAAUAAAUGUUUCGAAGCUCAAAAAGAAUUAGAAAGAGUAUUAGAUCCUCCUACACUUGAAAAAGCAUUAGACUCUGCUCAGUCUGAUCCACAAAUCAAGAAUAUACUGGAUGAGUUUUUAGUUUUUAAUGUUGACAAUACUGAAAUUGGUAAAAAAGCGUGUACUAAUCUAGACUCAAUCAAAUCCCGUUUACGUAGUGCCAAGAAAAAAGAUGAUAUAUCAAACAAAUUAAAAAAGAAUAAUUUUAAUAUGCCAAAACAUAUUGUUUUUGACAAUGAAGAAUGUAUGAAAGUUGACAAUAAUAUUGUACUGAUACAUGAAGGUAAUAUCAGAACAACAACUUUUGAUAGUUACGAUUUGUUAUCAAAUCAAAUAGUUCUACAAUCGAGUGACUUAUAUAACUUCAAUUCAACUAAAAUAGAAGCAGGAGAAGAAGAUUACCUAUCCAAAGCAAACUAUGUGAAAAUUGCCCCAAAAAUAACUCCUAUGUUAAAAAUUCAACAAGUUCCUGAAAAACAUAUAUUUCCAAAACGAAGAAAACAUCCAUUAGAAGUUGUUGGCAUAAAGAGCCAAUUUAGGAGAACAAAUAUAAUUUCUAGACAACCACCUGUUCAGAUUCCUAAAUCAAUUGUUAUUGAAGUUCCUAAUCAAAGUUCAUUUGAAUCUCAAGAAAAAAAUCAUAUUGAGAUUAAUAAUAUUAUCAAAUUACCUGAAGUUUCAUCUAAUAUUAAUGAUACGAUUGUUCAAAACACACCAGUUGAUAGACUAGAACCUCCAAAAAAUAAAAGUAUGAGUACACCUUGUAGAAGAAGCACUCAUGUAAGAUGCUUAGAGUUUAGUACUCCGCAGCCUAAGAAUAUGACUCAAAAUCAGGCCCGUUCAAUACUUCUCUAUGGUACACCAAAAAGAAUUGAAAAAUGUUUGGAAGAACCUUCAUCUAGUCCUUUACCAAUACUGCAAGCUGAUUGGGGUUCAGUUAAUGGAUUUGAAUCAAUUAUUAAGAAAGAGAGUAUUAAACACUGGGAUACAGACAUUAGAGAAAUGGUGGGGGCUGGAAUAUUAACAUCAGAUGCGGAUGGAAGAAAAACAAGAAAAAAAAAAAUGCCAAGAAAAAAAAUUAAGCCGUUCAUUAAUCAAAAUAAUUCUAUAGUUUUGCUUGAAGAACAAAAUAAAUCAAGUAACCAUUCAAUCACAACAAAUGAACUAUAUACUGAUGUAUCAAAUAUUUCUGAAAACACAUGUGGCGGUUUAAUUGAGCAAGAUUCUAAUAAGCUAGCACCAAAUGGCCAACAGCCAUUAAAGGAGCAGAAAGAGUUUCCUAUUUCAUUGGGAACUUUUAAUAAUGUUAUAGAAUUACAUGAUAAACAACCGCUAAUUAAAUCUGAUUCUUUGAAUGCUUUGAAAAAUGUGAGUAAAUUUCCUAUAUCAUCAGAAACUUCAGAUAAAAUAACUAAAUUGAAUAAUGAACAAUCACCAACUAUAUUUGGAACAUCAAUAAAUGUGAAUAAUAAAAAUUUGCUAAAAAAACAAGAAGAUUUUUUGAGUUUGUUGGAAACCCCAGGUAAAACUACAGAAUUGUAUACUGAAGAACAGUCAGUUAAAUCUGAUUCUUUAAAAAACGACAAUAAUGAGAAAUUAUUAAAAAAAGGAAAUCACGAAAAAGAUUCUAACAUUUUAAAAUCAUUUAAUAAUAAUAACUAUUCAUUAACAGUAAAUAAUUCAAAUGAAUCAAAUAAAAAUGUAAAAGAACAAGGUUUAUUAGAUCAAACUGAUAUAAACAACUCAAGUGAAUUAAAUAGUUCUACAAAAAGUAUUAGUAUUGAACCAAUUAAACCUAAUAUAGUUAAUGAAAUGUCAUAUAAAUGUGAUGAUGCAGCUGUUAAUAUACCCAAAACUCCUACUUCAAAAAUAAAAUAUGAAUACAAUCUAAGUAAGCCAUGUUCACAAGAACAUUAUGAUGAUUCAUUGACAGAAACAUCUUCAAUCAAAUUAUUUACUGAAACAUAUUUAAAUAAACCACCCAUUUUACCAUUUCCUUCUAUUCCAGAAAAUUCAAGGUCUGUCGAUACUAUUAUUGUACCACCAGAACAGAAUUAUGUUGAAACCUCAAAAAAUACCCGUUGUAAAAUUAUGAAUAAGACACAGAAAGAUAAAGUUGAAUGUACACCCUUAAAAUCAAAGGAAAAACUUUUGAGUAAUUCUAAAAUAAAAAAUACAUUAAAAAAAAAAAGCGUUGGAGCAAAAAAAAAACAAGUGUAUGAGUCUGUUAAAGUUGAGUUAUUUGGAAGUGAAAUUUCAUCAAGUUCAAGUUCGCAUGAAUUAUUAAUCACUAAUGAACAGCAUAAUACAAUAGUUAUUAAUAAAAAACCUCAAGAUGAAGAGAAAAAUUCUGGUUUCAAACACAUACCCAAAAGCCAAUCAAUUAAAUCUAUGUCUAUUAUAAAUGUUAAUGGUAUUGAAAAUAAUAUAUCAAAUGAGUUGCAUGCACCUAACAUGCAACCUAUCAAGGCACCAUCCAUUAAACCAACAAUAGUACAACCCGAGAAAAAUAAUGAAAACACAUCAGAAACAAUAAAAAAGAAAAGUGCUAAAAAGUUCAUGGUUCAUUUUGAUGACCCAGUAGAAAAAUUCUUUGGUUUGUCUAAGAGUCCAACACCAUGUAAAUCCAACAACAAAAAUGCUGGUCAAAUACAAGAAGAUACCAUAAAUAAUGACAACUCGGAACAGUUGAUUGGGUUAAGUAGAUAUUUGAACAAAAGAUCGUCAACAAUUUAUGACUAUAGCCCUAAACGAAAAACAAUCAAAACAAUUGAACCAGAUGUUAAGACCACUAAAAUAAAUAAUGGUGAUUCCAAAAUUAAUUCUUCAAAAAUGUAUAAUGUAGAUGAAUCCAGUAAGAAUAUAUCAAUAAGUGAUUUUAGUAACAAAAGAAAAACUCUGGAUACGAGCAAUAAAAGAAUUAAAUUAUCUGAGAAUUGUAUAAUAGACGUAAAUAAAGGGUCUUGUGGGAUGGAAAAUAAUGCAGCUCAUAGUAAAUCCAUUGUACCAUUGGGGUCUGUACAAACAUGUACAGACCUUAUCAGGUCUAUGAAUGACAACAUAUCUAUACCAAAUUGUAAUUCUAAUAAAAAAAUUAACAUCAGUCUUGACAGAUCUGAAUUGCCCGUCAUUAACUACAAGAGCAGUGUUAGUAAUAUUUCAUGUGUUACUGUUAGACAUGAUGAUACAUUUGAUGCUCGGAUUAACAAAAUAUGUGAUACACUAGACAAUAUAGAAUAUUUAAAACAGUCAAGAGUAUUUGAUAUAAUUUCUGAAGAUGGAGAACGUGAGGAGGUGUAUUUAAAUUUAUCAGAAACAUUUACUUAUCUUGAUAUACUCUCUGAAUCAAACAAUGUACAACUAUCUGAUCCAAUUACCUCACAGUUGAUAACAACAAACAAAACGUUAGACGUCAUUCCGGAAAGGGAAAGUGGUAAAUUAUUGAGGAAUGAUGAAGAAAUAAUCAUACCAGUGACUAGCACUUCUAUAAACUGUGUUGAGAUAAAAAAUGACAAAAAUAAUAGAGCCAGAAGAAGCCCGUCCUUUUGGGAAGACUCAGUUCAUAAUUACCCAAUAAGACACAGAGACAACAGACAUAAGGAAACAAACCGUUGGCAAAAUAAAACCCAUCAUAAUUAUGAUAGAAAAUAUAGGCCAAACAAAUUUCGAUACCACAAUGAACGAUUACAAUUUGAUAGUCGGAACUAUUUUCAAAGAAGUCAUCAUCAAAAUGUGAAAAGAGAGUUUUGGGAAGAUUCAGUAAGGGAUAAAGAUAAAUUUAAGCACAAAGAUGAAAAAAGACGUAGUUACCGUGAUUAUAGUAAAGGAAACAAUUGGCUUGAAGAAAAUGAACGAUAUUCAAUUCCGCAAAGAAUGUCACUAAAUGAUUUACAAAAGUCACAUAGAUCAGAAGAUAUUGUUAAGAAAGCUACUAAAAAGCCCUCAGAUCGAGAAAUAAAUAAUAAGACUCCUGUUAAGGUUUCCAAAGUUGAACAUCAACGAUUGCUGACAAAUGUUGACGUUGAUGAUUUUUUGUCUGUUGUACACGGUAAAAAAUAAAAAUAUUAUAUAAACUGUUACUGUAAUUUAUUUUUGUUUACACAUUAAAUUAAUGUAAAUGUUAUAUUAUUAUUUAAACUAUGUGUCAAAAAAAAAUAAAGUUUGUUUUUUAACAAUUUUGUACUUUGAAAAUUUCUUUGUACAUUAUUUUUGUAAGCAGUAACAUUGUAUUGGUUAUUCUUAUUUGUUCAAAAACAGAGAUAACCAGGAUUUCAAACAUUACUUUAAUUUUUCGACAUGCAUCACUUAUCAUAUUAUUAUAGUAAUUUUAUUAUUAUAUGUUUUCGUAAUCCUAAUGAUGUCCAUUAAAGUUAUAACUUAUCAUAUAGUUAUAUAUGUUCAUUACAACCUAUGGGCUAUGUGGUGGCAUAUCAAUCUUGCAUUUUUCAAAGG